UCGACAUCUUUAAAGCUAGCUAGCUGCUAAACUAACGAAGCUAGCGCGGAGAAAGGCGGCGCCGGUCGGAAGGAAUCUACUCCCCGCAUACCGUGACCACUUCCCUGAAGACAGCAGGAACUUCACUCGGUGACAGAAAAUACCGAUUCCAAUGUGUGUGUUUACGGUCCUGUGACGGAAGAGAGCAUCAUGGGAAAUGCUGAUAGUGCGUUGGUGCAGAAGCAUUUGUUUCGCUUCCGUCCUGAAGAUCGUCCGGCGGUUGAAGGAGUGUUUGACAGACUUCAAGGUGACAUGAGGACGCCUGCAAGGAACACUGUCACCUUUCCUAUGUUGCAGUCCUCCAUGAUCGGAGUGUCACCAGAGUCUAUGGUGAAGAGAUUAUUCAAGUGCAUGUGCAGUAUAGACGCCACACCAACAGCAUCUGGCAAAGUCAGUGCCUCCUUGGCUUCAGGAGUGUGUCGAGAGCAGUUGCUCAUCUUCCUCGCAGACGUGUUGCGGGGCACUGCUGAAGAACGAGCGCCUCUUGUUCUGGCCAUGUCUCAGGUCGGAGAACGCUCCAAGACUGUCACCAUUCAGCAAGUAACAGAGUUCUUACAGGACUUGAUAUUUGCUGUAGUCCAGAUCCUGGUCUGUAAAGGACGCCUUCAGGGAUGGAAACCUGAAAAUAUGGGUGAUUCCUCUCUAGGUGUCAAACUUUUGGCAGAGCAAAUGUGCGCAGAACUCAAACCCACAGACCAAGAAGUCUAUGAUGUUACCCAUUUGCAAGAUUGGAUCUUUAGAGUACCCCAGGUAUCUUUGUACCUGAUGAUGCUGGUAGUGGAAGGGCUGAAUGUGUCCCUAAGUGUGCAGUUAACACACACUCCACUCCCUCCUUGUAAAGACACACCCUGGAAAGAGUUCAAGUGUCUGCUUGAUAUCCCCACUCUCAUGUUUCUGGCACCACAGCUGCCUGACGCAUACUGUGCAGCUUGGAGACUUGUAUUUUCCACAAUGCUGCACGGAGAGAACUUCACACGAAUGGUGGCUGGACUGACACACUGCGGGCCCACUUUGCUGCUCAUCAAAGACACAAAGGGACAUGUUUUUGGUGGCUUUGCCUCGCCCAGCUGGGAAGUCAGACCUCAAUUCCAAGGCGACUCCAGAUGCUUCCUGUUCUCAGUCUUCCCUAGAAUGAGAGUUCACACAUCGACAGGUUACAACCAACACUUCAUGUAUCUAAACCAGAAUCAGCAGACCCUGCCCAACGGUCUGGGCAUGGGUGGUCAGCACAACUACUUCGGCUUGUGGUUGGACAGUAAUUUUGGACGUGGUCACAGUCGCGCACGACCAAAGUGUACAACCUUUGCUAGUCCUCAACUUUCAGCAGACGAGGACUUUAUUCUGGAUUCCAUGGAAGUAUGGGCAUUACGAAAACCCUCUGAGACAGAGAAGGAUGAUGAAGGUACGGGGAAAAAGAGUGUCUUGGAUGUGGAUCCAGAGGUCCAGGCCAUGAUGGAGAUGACAGGGAAGACUCUCUACAGUCAAGGUCUCAGAGAGCCACAGGACGACCAGGAGCAAAGAUAAACAUGAAUAUGAAAAACUGCUUAUUUUCAGUCAAGGUCAUCAGGCACUCUUUCACCUUUUUGAAGGGUCAAAUGCUUUGCAAGAACUUGGCAAGGAUGAACAUUCUCCUCCAUGGCCUUAGCGAACUUCUUGCUUUAGCUAUCAGAGCGGUCAGCUGCCUUGUGAGUCACACGGCAGCCAAGCUGGCUAAGACUCCUUCUUUUGUUUGAAGACCUCCUUGACCUCUGGUAGGUUUCUGCCAUGACUAUCUUGUGACCAGAGCCUCAGCUUAACCCCUCUUUUCAUAUAAAGUGUCCAAAAGAAGCAGUAAAACUACAAAGAUGAUUGUAGUGUUCUGGUGCUGAUGGUGCUGAUGGAAAACAUGAGUUCAAUAACAUCGCUUGCUGGAAACCUUCAGGAUUUAGAGAGAAUGUGUAAAGAUGAUUGAAGACAAAUGGGGAACCCUGCUGAUAACUACACGAUAUGAUUAGAACCGAUAGAAUCCUAACAAUAUACAAAAUCCAAAACCAGUGAAGUUGGCACGUUGUGUAAAUCGUAAAUAAAAACAGAAUAUAAUGAUUUGCAAAUCCUUUUCAAACUAUAUUCAAUUGAAUAGACUGCAAAGAUAAGAUAUUUAAUGUUGGAACUGAGAAACUAAAUUUUUCUUUGCAAAUAAUCAUUAACUUAGAAUUUAAUGGCAGCAACACAUUGCAAAAACGUUGGCACAGGUGUAUUUUUACCACUGUGUUACAUCGUCUUUCCUUUUAGCAAUACUGAGUAAACGUUUGGGAACUGAGGAGACCAAUCUUUUAAGCUUUUCAGGUGGAAUUCUUUCCCAAUCUUGCUUGAUGUACAGCUUAAGUUGUUCAACAGUCAGGGGUCUCCGUUGUAUUUUAGGCUUCAUAAUGCGCCACACAAUUUCAAUGGGAGACAUGUCUGGACUAAAGGCAGGCCAGUCUAGUACCCCCAUUCUUUUACUACGAAGCCACGCUGAUGUAGCACAUGCAGAAUGUGGCUUAGCAUUGUCUUGCUGACGUUGCUUGGAUGGCAACAUAUAUUGCUCCAAAACCUGUAUGUACCUUUCAGCAUUAAUGAUGCCUUCACAGAUGUGUAAGUUACCCACUCCUUGGGCACUAAUACCAUACCAUCACAGAUGCUGGCUUUGAACUUUGCGCCUACAACAGUCCGAAAGGUUAUUUUCCUCUUUGGUCGCACAGUUUCCAAAAACAAUUUGAAAUGUGGACUCUCCAGACCACAGAACACUUUUCCACUUUGCAUCAGUCCAUCUUAGAUGAGCUCGGGCCCAGCGAACCCCUCUGCGUUUCUGGGUGUUGUUGAUAAAUGGCUUUGCAUAGUAGAGUUUUAACUUGCACUUACAGAUGUAACAACAAAUUGUAGUUACUGACAGUGGUUUUCCUGAGCUCAUGUAGUGAUAUCCUUUACACACUGAUGUCGGUUUCUGAUGCAGUACCUCCUGAGGGAUCGAAGGUCACAGGCAUUCAAUGUUACGUGCAAGUGAUUUCUCCAGAUUCUCUGAACCUUUUGAUAAUAUUACAGACCUUAAAUGGUGAAAUCCCUAAAUUCCUUUCAAUAGGUGUGUCAGGUUCAAAUACAGGACAUCUGUUACACAAGACAAAAGGCAAGGAAUCAAACAGAGACAGAAUUCAAUUUGGACUCAAUUGAGGAGAGACGGCUUCAACCUGUAACCUCUUACAGUGUCUUAGCACGCUCUGACGAAGAAGGUUCUCGUCUCCUCUUUUAAUUCAGAUGUUCCAUGUUCACGCACCAACAUAUGUCACAAUAGGAAUGGGGAGGUAUGUAAAACAGUCAUUGUUUUUGGUCGCUUUGAAGUCCAAGAAGAGGACUUCUCGGGCUUGGCUCUUCCUGGAUCCAGCUGGGGCAGGUGUUGGAGGACAAUGGACAACCCCUCCCGUCUCCUGUCCACAGUGACUUCAAGAGGGCAGCGUGUCGUAAAUAGCGUUGACCAAAUAGUUGGAAGAGAGUUUGUGAAUUACUUCAAAGAGAGUUUGUUUAUCACUUCAAAGAGAGUUCCUCCAGGAGUUGAGCACAUCCUGCCAUCUGUCCGUGCUGAAAUCACAGUGGCGUUUCACGAGCCUUCAUCCUUUUGUUAGGCCUCGAAAUACAGCAUUCAUAAUACAACAUUUCUUUUGUGAUAACUUACAAACAAUUAUUCCAACAUUUCCCCCCUGUUUAUCGCAAAAACGUUCCCAUAAUCUCCUUAUCCCUAAUAACUUCUUCUUGCAAUUUUCAGUUAAUGGUUAAUUUCCUUACGACAAAGUUAUGUUUACACUCAGAGUUCAACAUCAAUUUUUCUCAUCGUUACUCGGGUCUGGAAACAGAUCAGGAACACCAUCCAGGUAGGUAUCCCCAUCAUCAGAUUCAUCUUCCUUAUCGUCCGCCAGGAAGUGCAUCUGAACAGCUUUAUCAUCUGCUGGGCUAAUCGCUGUGGUAAUCAGACGGUUAAGCAGAGAACACAGACAGGGAAUACAACAACAUCCACACAACGUCAGUAUUGCUACAAACACGGCCAUAGAUACUAGAAUUGAUGAUACCAAAGACUUGUAUUUGCCGAAACCGUCCAUCCACCCAUCCCACAUAGAUGUAUCUAUGCCUGAGUGCUCUUUCAUUUUACCGUUGAGGGUGCGAAGGCCUUCCAGUGCUUUGGUCAGGCUACCUUCUGCGUCGGUGUUGUUUGGUAUGAACGUGCAACACUGUUCACCAAAUAUUGCGCACACACCCCCUCUUUCCGCUAACAACAUGUCCAGCGCCAUACGGUUUUGAAAGGCCAUAAAGGAGGUGGCGGCGAGUUGAUCAGCGACUGCUUCAAGUCCGGCCUGUGUCCAAUUUCCCAAUCUCUGUACGUUGUAGUGGAUAUAGUUUAUUCUGUCAACAUUCUUGUGAAUCGUACACCACCAGUAGACGGAUGAUUCAAAUUCAGCUGCAACUUGAUUUACCAAUUUAUAGUCGUCAGAUACACCUCUUGGACACCCAUCAAUAUAAGUUGGAUCUACAACACUUUGUCAGUUUACAUCAUGUCUAAUUAUUUUCCAAUGUUCAGAUAUCAAACUGUUCAGGCGUGUUAACAAUUCUUGUACAAAUAUUGAUACUUUUACUAUGUGUAUGCAGUUAUCUGAUGAUACGUUUCCUAACUGUUGUACAGAGUCUUGCAUGUUAAUGCAGGUAUAAUUAGCUUUUUUCACAUAUUUAUCAAAUAUUGGUUUCUGUUUUGUCUCUUUAGCUACAGGGUCAAUUUUAUUUUGCUCAUUACUUCAAUUCAACUUUUUUUUUUGACUCAUUUUGAGUAAUUGUCUGGGCUUAUACAUACAACACAAUCAGUUUUUGUAGCCUUUCCCACUUGCUCCGCCAUAAGGAACAAAUUAAUUACCAAAACAGGAACCAAUUAUUAACAAACUUUGACACACCAUCAAAUGGUAUGCUUACAACUUUGUCACAGUGGAAUUUGUAGUGUGCUAGUUAACAUGUCCCUUUGAUAACACAAAUACAAUUCCAAAUACUUUUUUUUUUUUCAUUAUAUGACCUUUCUACAAUGUAAAUACAAUCCCAAAUACUUUUUCCCAUUAUAUGACCUUUUUAACUAUGUGCUAAGUGUAUUUAGCUUGGUCUUUCCACUAUCUUUCAAAUGGUGUUAGUCCUGUUGUACUUGUAAUGUUAAUGUACAUUUUUACUAAAUAUUUGCAUAAUGCUUUUGCUACUGUCAGCACAUCUGCUUUUCCUUUAGGAAAUAUUUCUAACUACUUUGAAAAUGCAUCUACUAUGACCAGACAAUAAUGUUUUCCUUCACUCUUAUUUAGUUAAUUGCAUAGAUGUUUUAUACAAAAUUUUUUUAUAAGAAUUAAACUAUAGGAAGUAUAGUACUUCUGUAUAAGGGCAUUCAUAUCCCUCCUGUUGAGCCAUGAGUUCAACCUUGGCUCAAUAUUGCUCCUCACUUAUACCGAUUUUUCUUUGCAAGAUUGGUUUAUUGUCUGGACAUACAUAGAUGUCUUUUUUGUUCAACAUCAUCCUCAUAAUUUCUUUGUAUUCCUUUCAUUGCUUGUCUCAAUAUAUUGGUCAACUUGUUUUUGUAGUUCUUACAGCGUUUUUCAGCAUUCUCUGUUCUUGAUUUGAUAAACGCCUUACA
This is a messenger RNA of Nerophis lumbriciformis (worm pipefish), 5701 nucleotides long. RefSeq names its product MTOR associated protein, eak-7 homolog (gene meak7). Gene Ontology annotation, cellular component: nucleus. Gene Ontology annotation, biological process: response to oxidative stress; TOR signaling. The record is from RefSeq and is a predicted model, not a curated record. NCBI's taxonomy places the organism in Eukaryota, Metazoa, Chordata, Actinopteri, Syngnathiformes, Syngnathidae.